AUGGUGUUAUUCCCAGACAAAGAGCCCUACCUUGCAACGAGGAUGAGGGCCCAAGAUCUAGCCAACGAGCUCGGCCAUCUAACCGAUGACAUGUUUCGCACCUGGGACAAAGAUCCGAAUAACAAUCUAGCAGAGAUUUACUAUUUCUCGUCAUCCGAAUGGGUAGCGAGUAAUCGGAUAAAUCCGGAAACAAAUCGCAGCUUUGCCGACUGGGCCGAGUUCUUUGGACCCGUGCAAGCAGCCGGUGAUAACUACACACGUAUUGUAAGUUGA
This is a messenger RNA of Didymosphaeria variabile, 273 nucleotides long. RefSeq lists its product as uncharacterized. The record is from RefSeq and is a predicted model, not a curated record. The transcript has 2 exons. NCBI's taxonomy places the organism in Eukaryota, Fungi, Ascomycota, Dothideomycetes, Pleosporales, Didymosphaeriaceae. The coding region runs from base 1 to 273 and encodes 90 amino acids.